Molecule: messenger RNA, 1187 nt
Organism: Thrips palmi
Lineage: Eukaryota; Metazoa; Arthropoda; Insecta; Thysanoptera; Thripidae
Exons: 9
Coding region: 24-1136 (370 amino acids)
Biological process (GO): sensory perception of smell
Cellular component (GO): membrane
Molecular function (GO): olfactory receptor activity; odorant binding
Source: RefSeq, a predicted model, not a curated record
UUGAUAUCGUGCAACCCCCUGAGAUGGGCGUCUUGGACAUGCUGAGAGGCCGAGGAGUGCCAAAUGGUGAUGAGGGACCUCUCCGGAGUGUAAUGGGCGCCUGGCAGCGCGAAAUAUCGUCUGGAACGCCUGGCAUUGGCCGUCUCCUACUUCGCACAAUGCAAGGGUCAAGGAUCUCUAUGAUCAUCUCAUUGGGAUACCAGAUUUUCCUCCUUUCCAACAUUGCAUUCUCUGGAAGUCUGGAGAACGCAAAGACGCCCUUCCGACUAUUCUCCGGGGCCUACUCGACGCAAGCGGCCCAAUUCAUCUUUUUCCUUCACCGGCACCACGCCGAAGAAGCUCUACGCAUUACUCGAUGCGUGGCGGAAGACUUGGAAAAGACCGCUGACGAGGAAACAAAGGUCCGUCUGCGACGAGCUGCCCGAUUAAUUCGCAUCAUCAAGAUUUUCUUUCUGAUCCACAUGCUCAACGCCACUUUCUCGGUGUGCAUGACUCCACUGUCCAUGGGGUUUGACUCGUGGUUAAUCGCUGCAAAGGUUGUAUUCAUGUGCAUCGGGAUGGUUGUAUGCUGUUGGGCAUACUACACGUUGCUGCCACUAAUGCUCUGUGUACACCUAGCCUGCUGCGCCCUCUAUAGGGAGGUGGGACAGCGCCUACAGGCACACAUCGGCUUGGCCGAAGUGUCCCGGUGCGCGAGGCUGCACUCCAGCCUGAAGGAAGCGGAGCGGCACAUGGACUCUCUAGUUGGGAUGUAUUUUCCGCAUUAUCUUCUUGUCGCAAUCCUGUUGCCUUUGCUGAGCAUCGCAGAAGUACUGACUUCUGACGUGCAGGCGGACAUGUACGCGUUGAGUACCGUGCCCAUUGUGUUCAUCAUCAUCGUACCUCAGUGCCUCGUCGGCCAGUACCUGGAGGACUGCAGCGGCGCCGUGCCGCAGUCCUGCUACUUCGGGCCGUGGCUGGAGGAGGACCGCGAGUCGCGUCGCGGCAGACUCCUCGUGAUGAAGCUGGGCGCGCGGCCAGACUUUGUGCGAGUGCAGGGCAUGGGAAGGCUCAACAGAGCUGCCUGCGCGUCCAUCCUCCGCUCUUGGUGUGGAUAUCUCCAGGUAGUCGUGAGGUUUAGUAACAACAGCCAGUGAGUUCUCUAGGUAUUUUUGUUAGUAGAGACAAUUUAGCGUUCCCACGACGAG